Messenger RNA from Drosophila bipectinata, 1370 nucleotides. Its product is annotated as glycoprotein-N-acetylgalactosamine 3-beta-galactosyltransferase 1. Lineage: Eukaryota; Metazoa; Arthropoda; Insecta; Diptera; Drosophilidae. Gene Ontology annotation, molecular function: N-acetylgalactosaminide beta-1,3-galactosyltransferase activity. Gene Ontology annotation, cellular component: membrane. The record is from RefSeq and is a predicted model, not a curated record.
CUUUUUCUUCCUGUGCCUUGGAGAAGACUCUUCGUACUGGUUGUGAAGUGAGCCAUCCAAACAGUCUUCGAUCAGCUGGCGGCGAUGAGCGUAACCACCGCACGAUGCAGUCGCUGUUCCCCCCCAGCGUUUUGUAAGAGCACCACCACGCCAGCAACAACUCCAAUCCGCUCACCUCCACCUCCACCUCCGCCUUCGUCUCUUGGGGCAACAUAAAUGCCAGUGAUUGCUCUUUAGUCGCCAUCGGGGAACACUUUCGAAAUGUAUCGCAAUGUGCUCUGCUUGGUGCUGGGCCUCAUCAUCGGUAUCCGGCUGACGGAUCUCUUCGAGUACUUCCAGCUGACUGAUUCCGGGUUUGGAAGCACGGCUAUCACCAAAAUCGAUGCGGAGGAGGCCACACCCCAGCUGCUGACGGAGCAAGAGCUUUCCAAUUGGCUGUACAACGAGACCCGGGUGCUCUGCAUGGUUUUGACCAUGCCCCAGAAUCACGAAUCCAAGGCCUCGAGGGUGAAACGUUCUUGGGGCAAGCGGUGCAACAAGCUAAUCUUCCUAAGCAGCCAGGCGGAUCUGGAGCUGGGCGCCAUUGAUGUGGGUGUGCCGGAAGGGAGGAGCAACCUCUACCCGAAGAUGCGAAAGGCCAUGGCGUAUGUCUACAAACACUAUGGGGAGGAUUACGACUGGUUCCUCAAGGCGGAUGAUGACACCUUUGUGAUAAUGGAGAAUCUGCGUUAUUUUUUGUAUCCCUACGAUCCGGAGGCAGCUCUUUAUUUUGGACACAAAUUCCGGACCUCCUUUCCCCAGGGAUACAUGUCCGGGGGAGCUGGCUAUGUCCUCAGCCGAGAUGCCCUACGCAGACUGAAUCUUUUUGCUCUCAACAACACCGAGUUUUGUCCUUUGAAUCAAGGAUCUGAGGACCGGCAAAUAGGUUAUUGCCUGAGGAAUGUGGGCGUGGUAGCUGGAGACUCCCGCGAUGAAGAAGGACGCGAACGUUUUAUGCCCAUGGGGCUUCGGAACCUGCUGCCCAGCUUUCCCGCCAACGGAUGGUGGCCCAAGACCACCUUCUAUGCUCCUCAAUCCGAGGAUAUUUGUUCCAAUACAGCGAUAAGCUCUCACUACGUCAAAAGUCACGAGUUUGAUAUGUUCGAGUUCCUGGUCUAUAGAUUAAAAGUUUUUGGAGUAUCUGGAUUCCAGAAAGCACUGCCAUAUAGGCUGGAUGCCAAGCAAUUAGAGAACCAGAUCAAAUACUGGUCUAAAGAAAAAACAACCAACUCCAAGAAGAUAUUUUAAGGCUUUUGUUAAACUUUAUUUUUAAAUAUUAGUUAAAUAUUAAACAAACCUAAAGGACUGAAUUAAAUAGAUUUUCUUUAUCA